AUGGGUCAGUUUGCAAGUUACUGUUGGUGACACUGGGUGGAUGCAGGAGACUUCACUGGGAGCAUUCUGAAUAUUUGUUUGCCAUUGAGGCUGCCAUAGUUCAACCAAGACUGAUAAACAUCAACCCGAAAUUUGGGGUAGGAUGUGUGAAGUACCAUAUGUCUUUAAUUUCUACUGAGCAAGUAGUUUGAUUUAUGUUUCUCCAUUUUUAGUUGGAUAUAUUAAUAUCCCACUUCGUAUUUCCAGGCUGAGCCAUGGCACCGUUGUAAAUCCUGGUCCAAUUCAAAAUCUGACAAUAACAUGUCAAGAAGAGGAAGAUUCCUCCUUGCCUUGUUCAUAUGGUCAGUUCUCCACUUCUCCAGCUGCCUUCUAGAAAAAUCAAGCUGAUUCUUGCCUUAAACAUGUGGUGCUGAUCCAGAAAUUAUAUCAAAAGUUAUCCAGCAAGUAAUGGCUGGAAUAAGUCCCCCAGUGAUAAAAAGUCUCCAAAUCUUCAGCCUUGCUAUUGAUCCCAACCUCCAUAGCAUGAUUUUACGAUCCUAUGAAAAUGACAGGAUGAGAGAUAUUUCAAAAACAGGAGGUCCCAGUGUCUUAAUCACUAGCCAAAUAGUAAACUUUAUUGUCCAAGGGUGAUUGUCUCUGGGAGAAGCACAUCUUUCAUUUAUACAAGGAGGAAAAGAUCUUAGUCAUAGAAUAUGAUGCGCAGCUCAUCCCUAUUGUUAAGUGCAGCUACAGAACUAUAAAAGAAGCUAGGAAGGCGCACACUGUCAUUGCAGGAGGAGGCUCACUAGAGAUCUGCUAGCAACAAGUAAGACUCCACAAAUCAACUUUACCAUACUCCAAUACAAGAAGAAAUAGUAAGUACUCUACAUCACACUGCUAUUUUUAACCUGUUGGGCUUAAAACUCUAUAUACACUUACCAGGACAUAAGCCCCAUUGAACUUAUUUCUGAGUAGACAUGUAUAGGGUUGCACUGUUAAAUAUUUUAUUUCAACUAAUAUUUAAUUAAGAUAUUGUCGGUUAUAUGUAGCUAUACAAAUAUAUCUCAAAUAAGUGAAUACAGUACUGGAAAAAUUGAACCAAUGGCUUGUGCCAUUCAGGAUGUAUUUUGUGUAUUCACAUAUUUCUAGAAAACCAGUUAUGGUUCAGAUCAGAAUAUUUGUUUUGUUCCCUCCAAAAGCAAACAAUUUUAUAUACAUAUUAUGCUAUUGAUUUUCAUAGACUAUACUAACCUGAGUGAAGAUUGCAGUAAUAUAUUUAUGGCAGGAAUAUUUGGAAUAUAUAUUUAAAAGAUGGUUUUCUACUGUUUCAAAUUAAAACCUUUUGUGUCCUAAUAUACAAAUAAAAUACACUACGGAAUUAUUUGGCUUUUGUUGUCACAGUAAAUAUGAAAAGGCAAAGAAUAAUAUUUUUUUAAAAAAUUAUAUAUUUCAGGCCAAUACUUACUAUCUGCCACUAUGGUUUAAUUUUACUAUCCAUUAUUUAAGUGGAAUAUGUUAUAGCUGCAAGUUGCAUUUCAAUGUCCAUCUUAUUUCAUCUUGUUUAAUAGUUUACAAGACAGAAGAUGCUUUUGUCCCAAAGAUAUCUACAGAUGGUAACAUUUUUGUCCAUUUUUUUUCUUGUUUGGUUUGCAACAUGUCAAGAAACAAAAACGUAAGAAUAUUUGUUAGUCAAAUUUUUGAUAAGCUUUAUUUUACUAUGAUGGGUUUUUUUGGGGGGUUACUGUGUUGACUAUUGGAUGCAAAAUGAUAACAUUGCAGUAAUGCUUUACAAUAUAAUGUAUUUUUCUGAAGGAGAUCACUGUGCAAACAUAUGUUUAGCAUCGUUUGUAAUUUUUAAAAUGAUUUUUCUUUAAAAUGUGACACAUUUGGAAGGUGCUUUUAAAAACAAGAUUAUCCUGUACUGAAAGUCACAAGAUAGCAAAGGGAAAAGGCAAAGUCUUCUUGUUGUUAGAGCUUUCUAAGAUGGUUCCGAAAACCAUAAAGUGAUCUUCUGUUCAUUCCUAGAUAGUGAUGAUAAGGGCGAGAGAGCUACCUCUUUUAACACGUCAAAGCACAAAUCCAUAGCAAAAUCAGAAACAAUGAAGACAGCUACAUAUGUUAUUCACAUGUCUGUCGUGUUCACAUAUAUUAGCCUGGUUUAGACAUAAUGGGAAACCAGUUGCUCACCACAUGAGUGAGCCCACAUGAACCUCAGGCUCACAUGGUCUGCUGGUCAUAAGGUUAGUACUUCUCGCUACAAUCUCUCCAGCCUGGGCAUAAAGAGGAACUGUGGCUUGUUCAAAAAUGGAAGCUUCCAAUCUCCUUGUGGCCAAGGAGAUGCCUAGAAACCUGAGACUCAUACAGGCUCUUUCAUGGAGUAGGAAAUCAUGGUUUCCCAUUAUGUCUGAAACAGGCCAAAGUAUGUGGUAGUCUUGACAUGAAAAUAGGUGCAUGGAGCAGGAAAUAUGACUCCCCCCCUUUUUUUACUUCCCUGCAUUCCAUCAGUCCAGGCACUUUUCUCCUAGCCCAGUUUAUGGAGCAGGGAGUACACCACAACUUUAUUACAAAGAUGGAGCACACACACAAAUACAGUGGUACCUCUGGUUAUGAACUUAAUUCGUUCCAAAGGUCCGUUCUUAACCUGAGGUACCACUUUACCUAAUGGGGCCCCUGCUGCUGCCGCGCCACCGGCAUGCAAUUUCUGUUCUCAUCCUGAAAUAAAGUUCUUAACCUGAGUUACUACUUCUGGGUUAGUGGAGGCUGUAACCUGAAGUGUUUGUAACCCGAAUAUUUUCUUGCUUUGUUGUGAAUGUGUUUCUGCUUCUCAAGCACAGUACUGGCUUUUUCACAUUUCAGUAAGAGAGGAGUGGCAGAAUUCCAGUUCUUGCAUAAUAAAGGAAAUCUCCGUGAAGAGUUAAACCGACUGAUUUGGCUCCACCAAGCCAUGGGAGGAGUGCACACAGCCGUGGGCAGGGACAUCCCGCAGGCACACAUUGUGUGGACCUCACCAAAGAACCAAGACCUCUCCGAUCUCUCUGAUGGAACUGGCAGAGAAGAGUCUCUAGAAAUGAUGAAGCAACUGCUGCUGGGAUUGAUGGAGAAGGAAGAGCCUGUUGCUGUCCUCAGGAAAACAAAUGUGUUGCAGUAUCUAAAGAAUGUAAAGGGCAAUCAGGAUCUUUCUGACAUAUUUCAAGGUGGAGAUCAAGAUGGCAAAAGAAAUCUCAGCACCCAGACAUAGAUUUCCUGACCGAACCUAUUGCAGUCCAUCUGCUACUUGAGAUAUAUACACUGAGGGAGAUCAAAAGAAAAGUUGGUUAACAAAAUGUGCGUUUGUGCCAUUUACUACUCCUUCACAUUGUUGAAAGGCCAGAACAUUUCCCCCUUAUUCUGAUUAUUAAACAGGAAUGUGCAGGGCUUAAAAUUUUCCCUUCUAGAUAGCACAGAUAUUUUAUAACUGUUAGCAAUAUUGCCAGGGGCUAUAUAUUAUUAUUGCUGCUUCACUCCUUUGCAUUUGUUGAACAAUAUUAUUGAGGUAUUUGUGCAUGCAGAUUCUGCUGGGGUAUGUGGAAAGUAUUCACUCUUUGUCCCUUAUGCUCCUUUCCUGCUUCCACCACCUUUUGUGCCUGUUUUCUACUGUUCCCCUUUAGCAAUGUGGGUUUAAGUUAUAAUAAAGCACAUGGCUGAGAAAACACCUAGGCUGGAAAGCAAAUUCAAAUGCUCUAUAAUACAUUUUUUCAUGUAAAAAUGCAUACUUCUAAAUAUGCACCCCUGGUUCUUUGAGCAUAUUAAUGUUGUCUCCUUACUGCAGAAAGAAUACGUCUUACAGUAAGAUUGGAAUCUUAGGCAAACAAGAAUAAGACCCAUGAACACCAUGGGACUUACUUUUGAGUAAACAUGCAUUGGAUCAGGCUGCAGCAAUUCUGACCUACUCAAGGUUUUCAAAAGGAAUCAAGUCAUCCAGAAUAAUGCCUCAGCCUAUCACCCACAUCUAGCUGAUUAGAACACUCAGUAGAAAAGCCCAAAUAUACAUAUUUUCAAAUGUAAAAACGUUCUGCUGCAACUCUGAAGAUGUGGAAUUGGAAGCAAUCAUUGCAAGUAACUGGUUGGCUGCUUGAACAAAAUAUUUCAGAUACUGCAUACCUCUGGAAGAAGUAUGCUGAGGGUUCCCACUUUCCAGAGGGAUGAAAAGGUUUUGUCAGAAGAGUUCCAAAGUCUAUUGGGCUCUGUCAGGAGGGCAUCAGACUCUUAAUCUCAGGGUCGUGAGUUCGAGCCCCACAUUGGGCAAAAUAUUCCUGCACUGCAGGGGGUUAGACUAGAUGACCCUCGUGGUCUCUUUCAACUCUACAAUUCUAUGAUAGAUAAGAGGUGCAGAUUGCGUACCUGAAACCUAAAACAAUGUGAUGUGUGAGAACUAAAUGUUGAUUGUUAGGCUCCACAAAAGUGUUGGUAAUGUAAUUGGCAUUAAAAGCGGGUUAAAUACAGCUCCCCGGGAAGUCUCUAAACAGCCCUGCAUCCAGGUUUCUCCUAAUCCUAGGAAAGUGGGUAAUUAUAGGGGUCAACUUUCAGAGACAAUGCUGUUAAUUUACUCUACCUGAAUACAACACAGAAACCAUAUUACACAGAUGGUGAAUGUAACAAUUUAAAAUGGGCUUAUACUAAUGCACAACAUGAAGUUCUGUUGUAUACCACUGACAUUCAGUGUAUAAUCAACGUUUGGCCAUGAGAAGACCGCAGACUGGUUAGAUUUUGGUUGUCCAGGCACCAGAUACUAAACCACCUUGCAGAUUUUGUUUUGGGGGACUCUGCCUGAGCGUCUUAUUACUUAAUGUGGGACAAGUUGGUUUUUUCUUGCUUGCUUGUUUUUUUCUUUUGCAAAUACAUUUGUAUUUUAUAUCUCAACUUCCCCCUGGAAAAUCUCUGAAGGCUAUCAUAAGUAGAGGCUGGAUCUGGCCUUCACAUCCCAUUUUUGUCAUGAGCAAGGAGACUGGUUUCUUAGUUUCUAAUGCCAUAUUUCAAAUCUAAACCAGUUUGGGGAAACAUACAAAAUUAUGAAUGCAGAAUUCUAAAUACAAUUAUUAGCAAAUAAGUCCCACUGAAUAUUCCCAAGCCAACAAGUGCAGGGCUGAGAUGUUAUACAAAGCCACCUUUGUACAUUCCAAAGGAGUAAUAAAUGGCAAGAACACAUUUUGUCCUUCAUGUUUAAUAAUAUGUUAAACAAUAUGUACAAAUGCUAAAAUACAUAUGUAGUAUUGCUAUAGCUUUGUUAUUCGGGUCACCGAAAAUAUUUAAGGUCUCAGUUACUUUAAAUAUAAUGCUUAGGCUGUCUUAAAAUAAUCUUUUGAUAAUGAUAAAAUGUUGAUAGAUCAUAUUUUACAGUGAUCCAUUUUAAACAAACUGUCCAUCCUCAGUGUUAUGGAACGCAUUAAGAUACAUGUUUUUUGCAUGAAAUUUAUCAAAAUGUUGUAUAUCAUUAAUGCUGGAAAUCUAAAUAAAAUAAAGCAAGAUUAUAUUUUGCUAAUAGCUAUGCAUUUUUGAAGAAAAUGGAAAAGUUAUUAAAUGCCAUUAAAAUGAAGGGGAAAAAACACUGGAUAGCUAUGUUGGCAACAACAGGGACUUCCACAGCUAUGUACAAUUUGCUGUCACUGUUCAUCUGAGUUAUAAUAUUAUCCUGUAAGUGGAUUUAAAAGUAGAAAUGGAAUUUUCAUCUGAGGCUAUAUACAUAUUAACAGCUUAAAACACAGCAAAUUUGUUCUCCCCACUCCCCUUCAAGUCACAUUUACAUCCGAGAAGGGGCAGGGGUGUCUUCACUCUAUGCAUAUGACAGUACCUGUUUGGUUUCCCCAUGCCUGCAGCUUCCCGCAACUCCUAUUCUUGAAGCUGUCAACUGUGCAUGUGCAACGGGCAGUCUCAAAUAUACACACCUCAGCUUAACCACAAAGCGAUGGUUGCUUAUUUCAAAAUUUCGUCUUUAGGGCAUCAACUUUCUCAAUUCAUGGAUAUUAACGAGUAGGGACCAGAGGUUCUUCAUAGGGUUAGUAGACACAGAGUACAGCUUAUGGUAUGUAUCCAGUCUUCUAUUAGUUGCAUAAAUCCUUCCAUUGUCUAGAGUCCUUCCUUCAAGUGUCUUGUCUGAGAAGAUAGAUCAUCAGGACAAAGAGAGAGCUAAAGUAAAAUACUGCCCUUUGUUCUUCUGGAAAUGGUUUUAAAGAACUUCAUGUUUUUUUAAAAUUCAACAGAGGUGGCCAGGCUAGCCUCUUGCAGGAAAAACAAGUCCUUUGGCAGAUUUAUUUUGGCAUAGGCGUCUGACAAAGUGGGCUCUAGUCCACAAAGGUGUAUGCCGAAUAAACCUGGCAUAUGGCGUUUUUACAGUGCAACAAUACAAGCAAUAAAAGCAAACGUUUUUGGUGUGAUCUGAUAAAACUAGUGAGCAUCACUAUUUCUCUAUUUGUGCAGUUCCAAUGUCUGGAAAAGCAGAGAAAAACCAAAUGCAAGUACUGUACUGUACAAUAAUCAGGAACAAGGCAGGUUCCAGUCUCUUGAAAAGACAGCACAAGAACUCGGAUCUUCUGAAAUUAAUACAAUUUUUAUGUGGAUUUGGGAUUGUGGAAAAACACCCUGAGGAACCAACGAACCUUCCUGACUUGCUUUCCACCUAUGAAAGCGUCGAUUCAUCCCUAACUGGGAGCUCUGUGGGUGGAGUGUCCUUAAAACAUAGAUUUUUUUCUUCUGAAUAAACGUGCGUAAGCUCAGGCUCGACGGUGACCGUCCAAAACACCCACGCAGUGCGAUCCUAAGCACGGAAGCCAACAUACCUCCCAGCAAAGCCGCUAAAAACCCGCAACCCUCCCCUUCCCUUAGCUUGGGGAGCAAACGCCCGUCGUGCCGCGUUUACUUCCGCGUAAGCAAGCGGAGAGCGAGGCGGAGGAGGAGGCCGCCGCCUUGCGCCGCCCGGGAAACAGUUGCCGACUUCCUCAUACGCCGAAGGAGCGGCGCGCAGCAGCCACGAACUUCGCGGCCCGCUCGCCGAGGCGCUAGAGCGGCAGCCGGCGCAUGCGCAGCGCCGGAGGCUAGGCAAAAGUGCGGCGGCCCCGCCUCCUGGGGCUGCGGGCGGGGAACGGGCCAUCAGGCGAGCCUCGCCCCUUGAAGAGGGCGGCGCCGCGGCCGGGAGAGAGAGAAAGAGCUCUUCUGCGCAUGCGGGCUGUGCCAGAGUUUCCAGUCGGCGCUUGUCCGGUCGCGGGCUCCAGCUUUCCUUUGGGGUGGGGGCGGCUGAGCGGGGAGCAAGGGGCGGGGCUCGGCCUCUGGAAACUGCUUCUCCCCCUCUCUCUCCCGUGGUUGUCGGCUGGGAAGGGAUUGGACGGCGGGGGCUCCUCGGCGCUGCUCCCAGAAGGGGGUCUGGUAAGCGUCUCUUCCUCCGGUGUUUGCUCUUAACCCCCCCACCCAAAAGUUAUUCCUCUCCCCCUUCAGGCUGAGCUGCCUCCCGGGGCGCCAUCCUGUCCCGCCCCCUCUUUCCAGGUAGGUACUUUGGUAGCAUCCACAGAGGGGAGGGGAGACGCCUCAAGUUGCCCCGUCCUCCUCCUCCUCUUCUUCCUUCUCUUGAAUCUCCUGCCUCCCCCCUCUAAAAAAAACCCCCCAUUUUCUUCUUCUGGACCACAUAGAGUCCUGCUAGGUUUUUAGCGUGACGCCUGGCUCUGCCUUUCCUCCCUCUGUUUACACCUGCUCGCCUCUUCCCCCUCGCAAACUUCUUCUGUGGAAAAUGGACCUCGUGCUCCUUUUCCCUUCUUCAUCUUCUCCUUGUCGUUUCUGCUGGCGAGUGAGGCUUUUGCCGACUUGAGGAGAGGGAAUUGCUCCCGAGUAAAUGUGCCUAGGAAUGGAGCAGCUCUUUUAUAGUUAAGUCUCCUGGGAUUCUAGUCAUUGUAUAAGCCCAACAUGUAAAAAGCACAAUUCUUGCUCCUUCCCGCCCCCAAGCUCUGGGAACUGUAUUUUGUUAAGGGUGCUGGGAAUUUGCAGCUUUGGGAGGGGUAAGUUGCAGUUGCCAGGAUUCUUUGGGGGGAAAUGUGCUUUGGAUGCAUAGGGGAAGGCUUUGCUUUGAAUUCUAGUAGGCCCCACCUGUGCUGUACAUUUAAAGCUGUACCAUGCCACUUUAAAACAUCUGUGGUUUCCCCCCAAAAGCAUCCUGGCAAUUGUGGUUUGUUAAGCAUGGUCAGAGUUCUUAGGAUACCCCUAUUCCCUGCACAGAGCUACAAUUCCCAGAGAUCCUGAGAACUGUAGCUCCUUGAGAGGAACAGGGGUUUUCCUAACAACCCUUAACACCCAUAACAAACUUUUGUAGGACACCAUGGCUGUAUCAUGCAGCAUGAUCCUGUAACUGGCGUGAUAGGCUAGGUACACUGCAGAUGGGCCAUAGUGACACUCUGGUCCCGGGGGAUGAUGAUAAUUUUUUUAAUGGGAAAUUUCAACUGGCAAAAAGGAGCUGCAGUUGCCUAGUAUCACAGAGAUAAUUUAUAUUAUGUACAGCUUUUCUUCGAAGGGAGUGCACCGUAAAACGAUUGCAUUCAAAGAGCCGUGCAAGCAAAAUACUCUAAUUAGUUCAAAGAAUUAUUUUAUAUAACCUUGGUUUGGUUAGAAGUUCUGAUGAAAUUGGGAAGAUUUUAAAAGCAGUCACAAUUGUUAACUAAAGCAAAUGUGUAAGAGCUAAUUGGUUCUAGGUCGGCUAGUUACACUGUGAAGAAAAUAGGAACAGAAACUUUUGUUUCUGCUGUCAUCCAAGGAAAAAUACUGCUUGGGCUGUAGUCUAUGAACACUUGCUUAGAGGUAAGCUCCAUUGAAAUCACUGGGACUUAUCGCCAAGUAAAUUUGAACUGAAAAUUACUGAUUAGAAUCUUAGUUGGAAGGAUUAAAAACCAUGUAGUCCACUUCUACUUAGGUAUAUUAUCUGCUACUCUAGUUAUCUGCAAUAACGAGGUGGCCAUCCAUCUUGUACUUAGAAACCUCCAACAGUUCUUUACCUUGUGUGGUAGCCUGUUCCACUGUCUAGCAGUUCAUAUGGUCAGGACAUUCUUUCUUUCCAAAGUGUAAUCAAUAUUCCCUUUCCCUAGGCUCUAGAGCAACAGAAACAAAUUUGCUCACUCUUUGUUGACAGCCCUGCAGAUAUUGACUCUUACUCAAUACAAGCAAGUUCCAAGGAAAUAAAUGAAGCUUGUGCUAUGUUUGUAAAUACUUUUACAUGGAAAUACGUACUAUUAUUGGUUUAAAACAUGUUGGUAGAAUUUUAAUUGACUGGAGAUGAAAGUAAUAAGAGACAUUUGUAAUGCAACCUGCAAAUGUCAUUCAGAGACUUAAUAGUUAUCACAUUUCUUUCCUCCUUGUUCAUAACUUAUGUAGAAAAACAGGAAGUUUUGCAACAUUGUGGCCUUUUACACUUGUAGCUUCCAGUUUGGGCAUAUUGCAUUUUGCAAAGCUUUUGUUUAUUUUUAAACUGGCUGCUUUAUUUAAAUUUAAGCCAUCAUGUAGUGUAGAUUUCUUGCUUCAAGGUUUAGGAUCACAGAUAUUUUCUAAUUUCUAUCUUCCAGGAACCAUGGCGAUGACUGGCCCAGCACCUUGUUCAUCUAUGAGCAACCACACCAAGGAGCGAGUUACAAUGACAAAGGUGACAUUAGAAAACUUCUACAGUAAUCUGAUUGCGCAGCAUGAGGAACGAGAAAUGAGGUAAAUAUCCCAGCUGCAUGAAAAUGGAAGUAAUGCUAUUUUCCUUAUAUCAAGAUUUAAGAAACAAUGGAUGCAACAAAUAUGCUGAUCAUCUUACCCUGCUAAAAGUUUUUAUAACACUUUUAAGUCCUCAAAAAGCCUUUAAAAUAUUUUAGUAUGAUGAUAUUUUUCAGUGCCCAUGCUAUCCUCUUGUUGUGCAUUUCAAUAAAGGCAUAUGUUGCAGAUGCUUGAUGAAAACUAGUAGCAGCAUUUUCCUGGAAUGAAAGUUGUUUUUCUCUCUCUGGUGUUAUGUUUUAUUUUUAUUUCAGUGUGUCCAGUAUAAACAGUUUUUAUUGCGAAAUGCACUUGGCUCUACUGUGUACUAUAAUCAAAAGCAGCCUCUCUAAACACAGUUUACUCCUUCCUGGAUUUCAUUCCCUUCUAAGUAUUGUAUUUUAUAUUUAUCUGUAAAAUAUAUUAACUACUUCCUGCUACAAGUAGUGGUCAAAUGUGCUCUAUAAAAAAAUAAUUAACGCAUAAAAACAUUGUUCCAAUUUAGCUUUCCCUUAUUUGAAAUAUUUAACAAACACCCCUCUCUUCAUUCUGUUGAAUGCCAAUUGGAACAUAGGUCCUUGAAGGCGAAGCCACUGCUGAAAAACACACCUCUCUGGUAGUUACACAUUUCCCUUCACUUGGUGGGGAAACUCCACCAACACCUCUAUAGAUGUUGUAGUUGAAAGCUUAUUAGGCUUAUCAAUGAGAAGAUCAGUUAUAGAAAUAGCUUGUCACUGCUGCUAGUCUUUUACUAUGACAUCCAGCCAUGUGAAAUCUUUGUUAGGUUAUGCUGCCAGUUCACAUGGAAUAACAUUCCUGCAUUGCAGUGGGUUGUACUAGAUGACCCUUGGGGUCCCUUUCAACUCUACCAUUCUAUGGUUCUAACCGUGAGGUACAUUUGAUUGUGUGUGCUUGACAGGUACCCUAAAACAGUAGUUCCUUUCCCCCACCCUGGAUGAUAGUGGGAGACCACUUCAGGUUUGCUGAUGAUCUUGGGGGGGGGGGGCGCUUCAUGUUUUUCCCGUGUGUUGUAUGAUUUCUAAUGUCCUGUGCUAGAUGCCGUAUUUUUAUUGGUUUUUUAUUUCUUAUAUUGUAUUUUUUUGUAUUACAAUUUGCAUUCUAUGGAAUUCAAACUAUAAUACAGUAAAAUAUAAUAAAAGAAGCAGCAAUACAAUACAGAUUAAAAUCAACAUAAUAAUUUAAUGUGGACAUGCUGAAGACCACUUGAAUGAAGCUCACAGGAACCCUUGCCUCAGAAUUCUAUCGUAAGGAGUUUCAGUUCUUUUGAAAUAUUGCCUUUGAGCAAAUUUCUUAAAAGGCGUUACUAAAAUGCCUCAGAUCUACUCCCUUCUAUAUCCUCCCUAAAUUUAUCCAGCCUUUUGUUUGCAUAUACAGAAUAACUAAAGGUUUAUUAAGCUGACAGAUUGGUUAGAAUUGAAGAGACUGAUCAUUUUCAUAGAAAUGGAAGUAGUUUAUAGUUUAAUAAGCUCUCUAUAGUGUUUCAAAGGUCAUUUUGUAUGUUUAAUGAAAUUCUUAUGCUUAUUUUGUUCUAUAAUUCUGUGAGGUUAGAGGUUAAUGCAGAAAUGAAGUCCUUUCCACUUAUUACAUUCUACUGUUCCACCCAGUGGCAAAUGCAGUUGUGUUAUGCACUAUGGAUUGGGUAUUAGAUUGGCUGCGAUGAUGUGGCCUCUGUUUUUGCCAGCUAUCUCCUGUGAGCCCUUUCCCACCACAGACACACCUUGACCUGGCAGUAAGGUAUUGGAUGGUUGAUCUAAAUCAGUUCUUGAUACCUUCCAGAAGUUGCCCAUCCUGCAAUCAGUUUGUUUGUACGUCCUUUUUAUUAUAAAUGAUUAAACUAUACAUUUCCUGCUUGGCAGAGGGUUGGACUCGAUGUCCCUUGUGGUCUCUUCCAACCCUAUGAUUCUAUGAUACUCUUGUUUCGUGCCCCUUUUCUUUACAAAAGACUUAAUUUGUAUGAUGCAAAUACACGAUAAGAGCAAAUUUCCUGUUCAUUUUGCAGAAGUUCAAGCAGAAGCAGGGUGUUUAUCUUGAUUGCUGUGUGCAUUGAGAAAUGAAGCCUUGGAAUUCAGUGUUCCAAUUCCUGGCAGCUCUGUUCUGUCCUGAAGUUGUAUGCAUGAACUUGUGGAGACCUUGUUCAAAAACUUUAUUCUUUUUUUUUUUUUACAGACAGAAGAAGCUAGAAAAAGUUAUGGAAGAAGAAGGCUUAAAAGAUGAAGAGGUAUUGCAUAUCCUGAAACUGCCUUUCUUGGUGCUUGUUUCUCAUCACCCCUGUAUCAUCAUCAUCAUCAUCAUCAAUAAUUUAAAGUUAUUAUCUGUCCUUCACCCUAAGGUCUCCUUCUUUGGAGGUCUUUAAGCAGAGGCUUGACAACCAUAUGUCAGGAGUGCUCUGAUGGUGUUUCCUGCUUGGCAGGGGGUUGGACUCGAUGGCCCUUGUGGUCUCUUCCAACUCUGUGACUCUAUGAUUCUAUGAUUCUAGGUCACAGGAUGAAUUACAACAAUUUAAAAUACAACAUUAAAAAUAGUUUUAAAACAUACAGUUAUGGAAUGAAGCCACAAAAAGAAGGGCGGGUCCUAAGAAUAUAUAUCUUAGGUAACAAAGACCAGAGUAAAGAUAACAAGCCUUUGCUGUGAGUGAUUCUGGUCUAGCUGUUGAUUUUUUUAUUUUUCAUUAAUAGAAAAUGACACUAACACACCCCAUUUUUGAACAACUUCUAGAAAAGAAUGAGGAGAUCAGCACAUGCCCGAAAGGAAACAGAGUUUCUGCGCCUAAAAAGAACAAGACUUGGGUUGGAAGACUUUGAAUCUUUAAAAGUAAUAGGCAGAGGAGCAUUUGGAGAGGUAAGAGUUCAAAAUGAAAAAGAAAUUCUAAAAAGUAUAGACAGCCAACUUCUGACCCGCCAACACCAUCAAACAGCCUCUUAUCACCCUGUUAUUAAAUGCAAAUACAUAGAGUUUGCUUUCAGGGCAAGUAUCCCAUCAAUAAAGGUAGUUUCUACACUUCUGAAAAGUAUAUUAGUAAUUUGAAAAUCCUCUUAAAGUAAUGGACAAUUGGACAUAGUUGAUUUGUUAACAUUGAACACAGUUGGCCAAAUGAAGUGUAGUUUUAUGCUGAGCUCCCUAACAGUUAUCUGGUAACACCUGUUUCCUACAUGUAGUUAUUUACAGAAUUCAGGUAAUGCUCUAAGCAGCAGCAGUAUCUUACUGGCUUCUCUGAAAAUUGUCUAAUGGCUAACGGUAUAAUGUUGUUGUUUUCCAAACUUAACUAUUUUAAUAUACUGUGUCUACACCUUUUCUAAGUUACUCUGUUCCAUUGUAGUGCUAUAGUAAUAAUCUGCUUUAUUUAUACCCAUUAUCCAAAUAUUUUGGGUGUACCCUAGGCCUGUCUCAGUUAUAUGUAUUCACCGUAUCUCUUACUGUAAUUUAUUAUGAAGGGUAGCAUUGUCAUGAAUGUAAUCCAGGAAGGAAAAAUAAUAAUUGACUCAAUGCCAGAUAGUGUUAUGCUCCAUAGCAGCUGAAAACUAGAUAUACUACACUGGUAGGUACAGAAGGCUCUAUAUAUUGUUCAAUCAUCCCCAAAACAGAGCACUUUCCUCCCCUAAUUCUCCUUUCUGUAACUGUUUAUCUUAAAAAAAAUGGCUGAAAUGGGUUUUAAUAUGUUCAUUGUUUUUGCACAACUUCUAGGUGCGGCUUGUUCAGAAGAAAGAUACAGGGCAUGUAUAUGCAAUGAAAAUACUACGGAAAGCAGAUAUGCUGGAAAAAGAGCAGGUAAAUACUGAUUCCUAAUGAGAGUAUGCAGAUGUCAAAAGUAAGAACAUGCAAGCAAUGUGGAAUUCUUCUUUUCUGCUGGAACCAUUAGGCUCAUGAUGAGGUAUCUUAAUUUAUCAUUUUGUGGGGAAAUUUGGAAUGCAUGGAAAGCAGAAGAGAACCUUCUAGGAAAAAGAAACUCUGUAAUCACCAAAUGGAAUGUGGUAACUUCCAUUUAAAGUUUUUCCAGCUUGUGGAUGAGAUGUUUUUGAACCUGCAUCUCCAACUCUCCAUCUUUAUCUAAAUUUAAUUGAACAUUUAGUAUUUAUUAUGCAAAAACUGCAGUUGUAUGCACAGUUAUUAAAGAGUAAGUCUUAAUGGGACUUGUUCAUAGAAAGCCUGCAUGGGAUCAUGCUGUAAGUCUUGUGUUAGAGUUUUGAGCAUCAAAAGCUGAAUACAUGUGUCCUGAUCAAUUUUCAUGCGUGUUCAGGUAUGAAUAUGAUGCUAUAGAAGGAAAAUGAAAUUCAGAAUUCUUCCUUUAACCGUUUAAGCCUUUGACUUAAAUUCCACUUGCAUGUGUCUCAGUGACUAAGUGCACUUCUGUCUGUAUCCCAUGCCUGAUUUAAUUUUGAUGCAGGCAACAUGGAGGUUGUCAGAAGGCACUUACCUAUUUAGAGGCUUCAGUUGCAAAUUAAGAAACCUUUUGCUCAUGCUGGUGGAUAUAGUGUUUUCACACUAUCAAUAUUUAAUUAUUUUAGGAUUUAUAAUCAUUCUCUCCUUCUAAAAUGGAGAUAUGAAGACAGUUUAUAAAAUAUAAAAACAAAUGUCUUAUUUCAAAAGGCAUUGCUAAAUCAAUCCAUGGCUAAGCAUGAACAAGAAAGUAGGUGGGAACUUGGAUGAAAAAUCGUAGCCGUUCUGCUCCUCCCUUGUCCUGCUGCUGCCACACUACCCAGAGCCAAUUCAUAAUUUGAAUUAGCAUUGCUCAGGGUUUGUCUCACUCCACAAACCACGAGUGGUAAGCCAAGAACAAACAUGGGUUGCAGCUCAUUUGUCUGGAAACUGUGGGCCUUGGUUUGGACAUAGCUCUAAGCCAAACUAUGGCUUAGCUCUGAAUAGCACAGCAACAGGACCAGGAGAGGAGCAAAGGGGUCAUGAUCUUUCCUCUAAAUACUCACACUCUCCCUCAUUCACACUUAGCCAUAAUUUGACAUACUGUAACUUACAAAUCAGGCCAAUGCCAGUAUCAGUAAAAUAGCAGCAACAAACGCCAAAAAACACAUAAGCUUAAAAACAAGGGCUUGCUAGAAAGGUUUUCAAACAACAGGAAACCAGCAGAACAGGAUAUAAACCUAAUCUUUCUGGGCAGGGAGUUAAUAUACCGGGUGCCAUGACACAAAAGGCAGUCUUGUAUAGUGGGUGGUAACACACUUCUUAAGGCAACAGAAUGCAUAAAAGGGCUUUGCUAGAUAUCGGAGGGCAGAGAGACUCAAUGGGAAGAAAAAGUGCUUUUAGACAACUUGUCCUAAGCUAUUGUGGGCUUUAACCUAGAAUUACUCUCAGAAACAGACCAACCACCAAUGCAGCUGAUAAUAGCAAAGGGGUAACAUGUUUCUGAAAUGUAGUGAUGGUCAAAUCUUUAGUAGGAGCGUCCUGCGUUAACUGAAAGUUCUGAACAUUUUUCAAGGGCAACCCCAACUGAGCCCUCUUAACUAAGUGGUUGCUGCUGGUAAGGGGAGGGAUUUGCUCAUUUUAAAUUUUUAUUUCCUGUUCACAGUUGGGGUGGGUUUACAGCCCAUUGCCUGUAUCUUGACUCACUUGACUGGGCAGCACCUGUGCUUCUGGCAUGCACCAUUCUGCAAUUUGAAAUGUAACUAAUAUUAAAAAUAAGUUGCUGUUUGGGGACCUCUUGGGUUAUGAACAACAUUUGCAAAUAUUGUGUAAAUAUUUCUUUAAUUACAACUUGCUUCUUUUUUAAAAAAAAAAAUGUAUUCAUCUCCAGGUUGGCCACAUUCGAGCAGAACGUGACAUUCUAGUGGAGGCAGACAGUUUGUGGGUUGUAAAAAUGUUCUAUAGUUUCCAGGAUAAGCUGAACCUCUACCUAAUUAUGGAGUUUCUGCCUGGAGGUAAUUAUUUUGAACUUCUGUGUCAUCUAAUAUUGCUUGAUAUUAUUGUGAAUGCUGACUACAUGACAAGUUAUAUGCCCCAUUUUGAAACGCACUAGUCACUGAUUAGCAUGUAUUGAACAAUUCACAAUCUAAAGUGAUGUACCCAUAGACUAUAGACAAACUAUAGGAAAGGCAGUUUUGAGCAUAUGAAAUUCACUGAUAGUGAAGGAGUCCUACUCCAGGUUGACUUUUGCUCGUUAUUGUUUAUUGGUCAGGGUGUUCAUGUGAGUUUUUGAGGGAGAAUAUUACUGUUUUGACCAAAUGACCUAUCCACUUUACUGCUCAAUAACUUUUCAGAGCUAUAUCAAGACUUUCAUUUUUACUUGUUAUUGACAGAAAUAAGUUGAGGUUGGCUCAUGCAGGAAUUUGAUAAAAUUGUAUUUAUUUAUGCUGAAAUUAGAAACAUGAACUUGUUAGAAGGAAACUUGGUGAAAUUGAGGGCAUAUUCAAAAGGCCAUUCUGCUAUUUUAGGCUGCUAUAUUUAUGAUGGAAUGGGCAUCUACUUUUGGCCAUUUCAGAAUCAUUUACCAGCAGUUGCAAGGAGUAAAGCAUGCAGAUUUUCCAGGACAUAAUGUAAUUCUGUCUAUGAUGCUAUUUCCUUGCCUGUGUAGGAAAGAAAAUAGACUAAGUAGCUAUUUAAGAAGUAAAUGAAAUAGCUCUGAGGAAAAAGAGACUUGGAACAGAAGAUGGUGUAUCUUGGAAUUUAGGCCAAGCUAAAAGAACAACUAGAUAUGGCAUUACAAAGAAACUGAAUACAACUUAUCUUCACUUCUUGUUCUCUGUACAUACAGGUGAUAUGAUGACAUUAUUGAUGAAAAAAGAUACCCUAACAGAAGAAGAAACUCAGUUUUAUAUAGCAGAGACUGUGCUGGCUAUAGAUUCAAUUCAUCAACUGGGUUUUAUUCAUCGUGAUAUCAAGCCAGAUAAUCUCCUGUUAGACAGUAAGGUACGAGUAUUAUUUACUGUAAGCUGUUUCAGGGACUAUUAAAAAUAUUUAUUAUUAUUUAUGAAUCCCCUUUUUCAGACAUCACAAGGCGAUUUCCAAUCAUACAAUUAAAAAUGGGGUUGAACUAGAUGAUCCUUUGGUUCUCUUCCAACUCUGCAAUUUUAUGAUUCUAUAAUAAAGAUAGGUUUGAAAACAAUAUAAUAAAGAUAGGUUUGAAAACACACAAGGCAGAGAUCUAAUAUUAUUAUUUUAUUACUGCUGUGUUAAUUUACUUUGGUAACCCCAGGGAUGGAAAUGGGAGACUAGUGCUAAAUAGCUUAGAUGCAUAAAAAUGACCUGCUCAGAGACCUUGUUGCCACAGUAAUGUGUGGUAUGUCGUGCAUGAGCCAGAAGAAGGUACCUCCAUCAAAUCCAAAACCCAGGAGGCCUCAAUAGCAUGUGUUUCCCAUACCACCACCCAGACUAGAGAAAGAAAUUAUGGAGUUCUAGUUAGGAUUGCUGGCAUUCAUGCUUUGGGUGCUGAAGAAGAGUCAUGACAUUUUAUUUUGGUUGUCAGUUUUUGUUGUUGUUCUUCUGCUUCCUGUACAUGUUCUCAAAAUUUCUUAAGUGAAUAGUUCCAUUCAUGCACAGUAUGUAUCACCAAGCUCUCUCAGCCACAAUUACCAAAGGUUCUGGAUGAGUUGGUCAGAUAGAGUCAUUUUAUCUUGCUAGAAACCUAAGAUCAAGGCCAGUUCAGGCUUUUAAGACCAUGGUCAAACAUUCAGUACCUGAACUCCUUAGAGGUUUUGAUACAAUCAAGUGUUAUAUAAAAUUUGUUAAAUAAAAAAUAAUUUAAAAAUGAGGUUGCUUUGUAUCUCCUUGUUUUGUGCUUGUUUCUUGACAUGUAGGGCCAUGUGAAACUAUCCGACUUUGGUCUCUGCACUGGACUUAAGAAAGCACACAGAACAGAGUUCUAUAGAAAUUUGAGCCACAAUCUUCCUAGUGACUUCAGUAAGUUGUGUUGUAUCUAAAACUUCUUUUGAGCUUGUUGCUUGGCAGAAAUAUUGAUAGGCUUGCAGUCUUAAAGACAGGACUCAAAAUGAUAAAUGGGACGAGGAGGGGAGAAGAAAACAAGCAACCUUGAUAAUCAAUUCUUAAAAUUACACAGAGUUCUUAUAAUGACCAGCUUGAAUAUAAACAGUUGAGGGGGAGCCAAAUGGCACUGGCAAUCUCAACGGACUUGAUGAAGUGACUCUGUAGGCUCAUCUCUCCCUCUGCUGCAGCUUGAUGGAAUGACUGCUGCUAAAUGAUAUCUGAGGGAGGCCUCAAAAUACUGCUUUUGCAAAAAUGCAAAGCAAGGUAGAUACCUACGAAAGAUUUUAAGUGUAGCCACCAAAGAAUAAAUUGUCUGUAACUAGAAGGAAUUCUAGCUCUCUUUCACCUACUCACCCUCUCAUGUACACAUGCACAUUUCUGGGUUGUAUUGGGUGGGGAGAGGGAGCAUACUGGGAUUCAGGGGAAUAUGUUAAAAGUAGGGAACUAUUGUACAAAAAUGUAAACCUCAUCAACACUUCAUUGAAACAAGAGCCAUUAAACGCAAAGGUAAUAAUAUACUACCUGCCUUCUAUCUUUAGCUUUUCAGAAUAUGAACUCCAAAAGGAAAGCAGAAACUUGGAAAAGAAACAGGCGGCAGCUGGUAGGUAUUGCUGUGUCUAGAGAUUCUUCCCUCUGUGUAGAGAUCAUGUCAUAUUUUAUGUUUAAGGCCUUGAAGAUCCUGCUGAGAAAUCAGUAUGUAAUGCAUACUUGUUUCGUCUCUGCCACUUGUUCUCAUCUAGGGAAAUAGAACCAUAGAGUUGGAAGGGAUCUCAAAUGUAAUUGAAGGCUUAGAUCAGGGGUAGGGAAACAUUUUGGCUCCACAAGCCUGAUCUUUAUCAGGAUUUAUUUUGCAGGCCAAAUUUGACAGGUGGGAUCACCACAUGUCGUCACUAUGGCACACGAUUGAUAGGCAAGUUGUGUCUUCCUCCUCUCAAAAUUACUUGUGCAAGGUUCCCAAGUGAUGUUGGAUGGUUUUUUAAGGGAUGCCUAAAAGCCACAUGGCUGUUUUAUACUCCAGAUGUCAGGGGUUCAAAGGGGGAGUAUGGGGAGGCUUGCAAAGAGUAGCACUGCUUCCUCCAACUUGAGCAAGGUGCACUUGGUUGGGAGCACUCCUUGCAUCAUAAAAAGAACAAUUGAGAGCUCACUUUAAGCUCCUUUGAAGGCCCACCUUCACUUGCCUCACAGCUGACAUUUUAUAUAAUUUUGACUUUCCCAAAACAGCCUGGCAGGCCAAAUGGGGAGACCUGGGUUGGGGGAGGGACGCAUUUGGCCUGCAGGCUAGAGGUUCCCCAUCCUUGGUUUAGAUUGCUCAAAUAAUAAUUUUAUGGCAUCAAAAGAGGCAUAUUAGGACUUUGUUUAUGGCCAGAGUAUCGCAUUGCCCUCCAGCAUCCUGAAGUAGAGACACAAACAAAUUUGUUUGCAGACUUGUUCAUUAAUAAUGCCUGCAGAAGUCAUUGUUCCACAUAUUUUUUCUGGAUAUUCCCUGUGCUCAUUGAUAAGAUACAACAGAAAAUGUGUAACAGAUGAUGUUUGAUUACAGGCCUUCUCUACAGUGGGAACUCCAGAUUAUAUUGCUCCAGAGGUCUUUAUGCAGACAGGCUACAAUAAGCUUUGUGACUGGUGGUCACUUGGGGUCAUCAUGUAUGAGAUGUUAAUUGGUAAGAAACAACCAUUCAUGUAUCUAAGAAUAUUGUGGAUCAUUGCCCCUCACCUAGCUUCUAAAUAGUAUGUUAUAUAUAAUACUGCUUUUCUUUUGCUUGGCUACUUUUAGCUGGAUUUUUAUAUGCAAUUGUGGUGCUUGACCUUAAAAUAAAUUUAAGAAGGUAGAUGAUGAUAACUGCACUUGGACUUCAUUAACCACUAAUCAGAACUUUCAUAACUUUCUCAGGUUACCCUCCUUUCUGUUCAGAGACUCCUCAAGAAACUUACAAGAAGGUGAUGAAUUGGAAAGAGACCCUAAUAUUCCCUCCAGAAGUUCCCAUCUCAGAGAGAGCCAAGGAUCUUAUUCUAAGGUACCAGAUCAUUAUCUGUUGUCAUCAGUUACAAGAUUUCUCAACAUUCAGUCUGCAAGUUUUGGCUACCCCUUUGUGAUCUUACAAAAAUAAGAGUUAGGCUUCCAUAUUUUAAAAAUUGUGUAGGUAGCACAGCAUCAUUCAGGAGUAUUAGUUUUAAAAGUUGCUUAGGCAGAGCAUCCCUGCUCUCUCCUUAUUUCAUAUUGCUUCUUACUUUAUUCCUUUUUGUAAGCACUUGCAACAGUUGCCUGCCCCAGAGAGCACAUAACUUGGGCAAAUGCUUUAGCCUAGGCACCCACAAGGAACCCCUCAUCAUCCACAGCACCAUUGCUACUUCAUGGUGGGUUUUCAGGAAUGUGGGAACCUCUCCUGUGCUGCCUCCAGCUUCCUUGGCCAGCUGCAUAAAGCGAGAAAUUUAUUCCCUUAAUGUAUUGUGUAUGUUGCAGAAGAGGAUGGACAUUCUCCCUUAUGUUGAACCUCCAGCAAAAAUCAGGGUAGAGCGAGAGAGACUUGUGCGGCUUCUAAACUUCCUUGAAUCCCAGUUUGAGGCAACUUUCCCCUAGCUCUUAAUGUUCUGUGCACUGGAAAAUAUUGAGUGAGUGUCUGAACUCUUGUGUUGCACAGAAAUUCAAAAGAAAGUAUUCUGCUUGAUAUGCCUGGAAGCAGAAGCACGUUAAACAGAACAGAAAAAAAAGAAACAAAGCAUUGAAAUUAUUGCAAUUUAUUACAUUGCCAGAUAACUAAACAUUGGGGAAACAUGUAUCAUAACAAGUGGCAUUAAGCAGUCCAUAUCUCACUGGAAGAGACACAGAAUUGUAGUGGUUUGAUUAAUAUGGCAUUAAAAAUGUUCUGGAGCCUCACAACUUCUCAGUGAUGCACAGAAGGCUUAGGAAGGGGAACAUGAUGCCUUAUGACCACAUGCCUGGAGGAAAAUCAGAGUAAUGCAGCUAUUGCACUGCUCCCAGUGUUUUGGAGGACGGGGAAAUAAUGUGAAAUGGCUUUAAAAACAAUGCUCAUUAACCCCACACAGAUACUAAGGUUUUUUCUUCCAGUAUAUAGAGACCUGCUCUAGAGGCUUCCAUUGAAAAAAAAUUGCAUUUACUUUGAAUUGUAUUUGUUUUACUGUCAGUUGUUCCCUUUCCCACUUAGUAGUUUGUUUCCCCACUUUUUGAAUAUUCUAUGCUGCCUUUUUUGUCUGUGCAGAUUUUGCUGUGAAUGGGAGCACCGAAUUGGUGCCCCAGGUGUUGAAGAAAUCAAAACAAACCCCUUUUUUGAAGCUGUUGACUGGGAGCAUAUCAGGUACAAAGUUUUAUUUCUUCUAGGACACUGUUCUUUAAGUUUUUCUAAUUCAGUUGCUUAGUGUGCAGUAAUUCCUUAUGAGCAAGGCAAAGUUUGAACUUCAGAACACCUCUGACAUAGAUUUUGAUUUUUGGUACUUACUUGCAUUAUAAACUCUAAUUGAGAACAAUUCUUAAUAGGGAGAGACCAGCGGCAAUAUCCAUAGAAAUCAAAAGUAUUGAUGAUACUUCAAACUUCGAUGAAUUUCCGGAAUCUGAUAUCCUUAAACCAGCAGGUAGAUAUUUUCACUUUGGAUUUUAUUUCGUUUUUAUGUAGAGUUUUAGCUUUAAUCUCUCUCUCAAAAGUAGGUAUUUCAUAUAAAAUAGUUCAUAGUCUACUACAGGCUCAGUUUUGCAAAUCCUCAUGCUCUCAGUUGCAUUAUGUUUGAGCUUGACCUCCUGAAAGGGUUUUGUCUAAUGUAAGAAGCACAGUCCAAAAUCCAAUAUAGCCAGGUAAGCCAUCACAGUUAACUGCAUGUACUCAUGGUUAACUCUGUGUUACAUUGUGGCCAAAAAUGUCUAGUGACCUAAUUUUGGGCUUUUUUCUGCUUCUGGUAUUGUUCAAUCAUUUUUUCCCUCUUUAUUGAUACUUUUGGAGCAUUCUCUGGUAAUAUAAAUCUGGAAAAAAUUACAAAAGUGACAUGAAAGUGUCACAGGUUUGGUUUAACCCAGAGCAAAAUAUUUUAAUGAAUAAAAUUGUCAUUGAGAGGAAGCUUCUCCAAGUAGGUUCUUUCCCUAAUUUUCUCCGCCACUUCAGCAUAUGCUAGACAUGAUGUUCAGGGCUUUCAGUAGCAUGGAGAAUGAUGGCUUGGCUGCAGAUUGCAGAAUAGAUUUGUAGAGGCUACUCUGAGGUGUCUUUACAUUUGGCUGUCUGUAAUUCUAACUGAAACAUUUGCACUUUUGAAAUAAACUGAAGGAGUCCAGGGUUUUCCUAAAAUGUUCUUAAUGCAAAGUUGUGUUCUGUUAAACUCCUUAGUUAUUAUUAAUAACUUAAUACCUCUAUAUUCUUUUUUUAAAAUCAGUGACCACAAGCAACCAUCCAGAGACAGACUACAAGAACAAAGACUGGGUCUUUAUAAAUUAUACCUACAAGCGAUUUGAAGGCCUGACAGCUCGAGGAGCAAUACCUUCAUACAUGAAAGCAGGAAAGUAGUGACUCACAACAAAACUAUUCCUGAACCUUCAUUCUUUCCUGUCAGCACAAGUUUUUUCUCCUAUGCUUCAUAAACUUUAUCUGAGGCCUGUGAACUCUUGAGAAGAGUGCAAAAUAACAUCAUUAUGCACAGUGUUUACAUUUAAAUGGAUUUAUGCAUUGAAAACUUCCACAAAUGGCACUUAUGAGCCUGCCUUUGCAGAUUUUAUUGCAGAAAUAGGUUAUUCUGGCUUUAGUUAAAAUUCCUAAGACUGUUACUUCAAGAAGGAGAGUGCAAGCUUUUAUUUACAUUGUAGACUAUAACAUAAUUGUGGUUUGGGUUUUUUUUGUAUCUUCUGUUUUACAAGUGCUGUGCAAAGGUACAGCACAAUUCUAAGGGCUAAGGUAUUGUACAGGAAACAGAGCAAUAACUAGUAUGAGGUAGACCAAAUUCUCAGAAGCUUAUCCUAUAGGAGGGCAAAACCUGUAUUGCCUUAAUUGUCACUAGUGUGUUGUAUACUUAGUUCAAAAGCCUUUUGGAUAGCAAUUUUUUCAACCCAACAAUGGCCUCAAAAGCUGCUGCACUUUACUGUUGGUACUAAAAUAGUAAUCCUAAAGUAUUGAGCUCCCCCCCCCCUCUAAACUUCAGAUUUGGGGAACGUUACGCUUUUUUACAAGCAUUGUCAAGAGAGCUAAAGAUGAUUCCUUGUGAGAUUUAUGUAACUGCAUUCUACUUGGUAGUAAGAGAGAAAUCACUGUUAAUAGCAUUAUUAGGAUACCAUAGUUAAUACUGUGAAAGGAGCCCUGCUUUUUCAGAUUCUUUCCCUACUUCUCACCCUCAAGACUUUGAUUAAUGAAAGCUUAGGAAGUUGCUGCAAGCAGAGAAUUGUAAAAUGUAAGUGUUAGUGGCAUAAUAUACUUUGGAGCUUUAUCUUUCUGAAGCUUGGACGCAGAGAGCCCUGAAGUGCCUUUUGGGAUAACCUAGGAGUGCUCUACAGGAAGUAAUGGGAUCAUAGUGACUGGUUGUUCAAAGGAUCUACAGGGUGCAGUUCUACUUCUUGGGCUGUUGCCAUUAGGUGGCACUGACCCUCUGAGUGUUCUUCAGAUUCUUAAGGUGGACCCCUGCCCUCUCAGGCUCUGCGUGGUACAUGAGACUGCCAUCAUUUUGUGUAUCUCAUGUAGUUCACCAUAUUGUUCAGAUAACUAUCUUUGAAAUCAUUUGUUCAAGACAAUGUUAAGCUCCAGACUGAGGAUGGGGGCAGGUAACGGUACAGGAGGAGACCUAGUGCAUCUGGAGCCAAAAUGAAGACAGGCAAGCCAGAGGAGGAGACCUAAACAUGAUAGCUUGGGAUGGUCCUUGUACAUCAGGGAAUGUUACCAGGCGAUUUAGUAAAAACAUUAAGCUUUCCUUUAGUAAGGUGCUCUGAUGCCCAAAUAGGCUGGAAGAAGUUGAAGUCCUUUGUUCUUGUACAAAGGUAGAGAUCAGGAUUCAGUUGUAGUUUAGGAGACAGUCGUCAAAUAUUAUUGUUGUCUCUGCCUUUAGAAGAUAUGAUGAAGCCUGCGAUAUUUCAAUAACAGGUGUCUUAGUCAUUUUCACUGAAUGUGCAUAAUUAUGCAGUAGUUCACUUGUCCUCUGAUGGUUCAUCUGUCCUUAUCAGAUCAGAGUUUUAGCAAAUUAAUUGGAGGGAUUAAUGUGCUAAAACAUUAAACACUGUUUUAAUAGUGGUUGUUCUCCAAUCUGCACUGUUACACAUACCCCUCACCGGUAGGCAGUCUUAAUGUACUGAUUUGGAAACCCCCCCCCCCCAUCAUCAUACCAUGAGUGUUUCCUAUCUUCCUUAGUACUCCUAUAAAUCCAGAUAGAUCCUGGUCCUUAACUAGUUUUCUAGAUGUGGCAAUGCACAGAAGCUUCAGUGAGAAGGUCACUAAUGAAAUAUUUUGCAUUUAGGCUUUGUCCACAAAAUGUAUCUAGAGAGAGGCUAUAGGGAGGUAACUCUUAUUCCUGCUUUAAUAUAUCCUCUGUGCCUAGUUUGUAAUUAUUACUGUGCUCCAAUGACGUGUCCUACACAUGGUGGGGCUAGAGUUUUGCUUACUGGUUAGAUAAUGAUGGGUUUAAAGUUAAAUUUCUGGUGCUUGCUGAAUGUUGAAAAUAUGUAGCAUACAUAACUGGUGCUUUAAAAGCCUUUUAUUAAAAAAGCUGUAGAAGGUCUCAGGAUAACCUGAUUGCCUAGAGAGCUGCCCAGCCAAUAACUUGCACAAAAGGGAAGAAAACAAGAUUCUUGCAUGCCUCUUUGAUGUUUCCUUCUGCAUUAUGACCAUUUAGCAAAGCAUCUCUGUGCCACAGUGUGACAGAUGAGUGCAAGCAUUGUGUGUACGUGAGUAAAUUGAAUUGCAGUACAAGGUGUAAUUUUCUGUCUUCUACUGUUGGGAAUUUUUGAAAGAUUUACUUUGUGUAUUGUAGUGAGAAUGAAUAUAGCAUAUUGUUAUAACUGAGGUCGAAUCAUUGUUCCUGUAGUCUCUGCAGCAGCCAAGAGCAUAGCUGAGUUGCCAGAGGUCACCCAGUGUGCUUAAUUAACACUGCCAGUGCAGUGAAUGAAGGCUCCCCACAAAUAAGGACAUUAUGCAUCAACAAGCUUAUGGAAAUGAGAAUUAAGCAUUUGGGAACUUGGAACAUCAGUCUGUGAACCAUUUUCUUUUUUUUGGGGGGUGGGGUAAAAUCAAUGCUGCCCUCUCAUAGCAACAUUAUAACUUGGAUUCCUAUGGUAUUGCUUUUUUAAAAACAACAACAACAACAACACUAAAACAGGAGUAUUAACUGAGAAGAUCAUAUAUUGGCUGUUGCAGCCAAUGCUGGCUUCCUUUCAACAAAUUUUUUAGAGAGCUUCCGCAUGAACUCUGUCACUGCAGUAAAUGUCCUCUUUAAUCAGUUAAGUAGUCUGUUGGCACUAAUUUAGAGAAUUAAGGUUCUCAUUUAACCAAGAUCUGAAACCUGUAUUUAAAUCCUGGUUAAACAGGAAUCCCAAUAAGCCUUAAUGACCAUUGUAAGUGUCAACGCUUAAUGCCAAUAUUAACCACAAUUAAUGUGGCAGGGAGUGCACAGUCCACAGGUGGCUGCCAAUCUCAUGUUCCUAGCUCUUGUCACCCUGCAGCAGCCCAUAGUAAAUUCUAGAGAAACUGUUGCCUUUCCGGGGUGGCACAUUUCUUCUUCAAAAGCAGUUUUAGAUCUAGAAGCCAAACAAUUACACAGCUUACUCAUAAUGCAAGUUGGUAUCAUUUUUCUGUUUCCUGUUCUACUGAGGUAUUUAGUAACGCUGAUGUCUCUCUGGCACAACAAAAAGCUGCAAAAUACUGCAUUUUUGGCGUGUCUGGGUACAGGAGAAAAUUCCUGGCUGAGACUUAUGAGCAAUGCUGCCAGUUGUUUGUGAUUUUUAGCAGAGUAUUGCACUUAGGUACUGCUUAACCAAUGUGCCUGGGUUCCGCCUUAUGGCCGAUUAAAAUUGAUUUUGUAUCUGCAUACAGCUGUAACUACUUGCAGUGUAAAAUUUCAUAUACUUUGUACAUGAUUCUGGGGUUUUGUGUGAAGACCAAUUUUUAUGGAAGUGUCUUUGCAUUCUGAGCUGUUUAAAAUACUUCCUCAAUAAAUGUAGUUUUGCUAAUGUUUUGUGAGUUAUUUGAAUUGAAAAGCUUAUUGUUCGCAACAGAUGACACUGAGGUAAUCAAAGGGGGUGCCUGGAUGUAUUUGCUAAGUGUGUUGAUUAGGUGCAAUAAGAGUGAAUAAUGAGCAAUAGACAUGUUCACUUAUUCCAGUCGCUGAAUCCCCCCCCCGACACACACCGACAUCUUCAUUGAAAGUUGAAAAAGUACAUAAUUAUAUGUGCACUAAACAUGGUGAGACAUACAUAAGAGAAAAAUAAAAAGAGAAACAGCACCUGUAUAAAAGGGAAAAUAAAGGGGGGAGGGGGUAAAACCCAAUUCCAGUUGCUGUAUCGGUAAGUUUUGGAAAUAGCACAACUUAGGCAAGGGAGGCAGGAUAGAAAAGGAUACAGAGCACUGGAUGAUUACCGGAAGGGAUAGGAUGGGGGAACUGUAGAUAAGGCCUGCCUCUCAAAAGAAAGUGUCGUAAAAACACUUUUCGUUAUGAUUGAGAGCACUUACGAGCAUCCUCCUUCUCAGCCAUGCGUUUUGCAAACUUUUGUUCUAACAUGAAAUAUCUUCAGGGUUGCUUCACGUGUGUUAAAGAGUUAGUGGUGGCACCAGGUGUUUCCUGUUACACGGGAUGUGGCUAUAUACAUUCUUUAUACCAUGUGUACACACAGGUGGGGGCUGGGGCCAGUGUGGCUCCCUCUGGAGAGUACAGGUAGGGCCACACUGUUCUUUAGCAUCAAGGUAAUGCAAAGAAAAUGAUUUUCCAAACCAUAUUCAAGUUGACUAGAAAAACAACAACCAAAGAGACAACACAGGAUUAGAAACAUAACGCAGCAGAUAAAAGGCAACUCUUUGAAAACUAAGACACAGGACGUAAACAACUACCGGAAAAGUAUUUAAAAAAUUUUUAUUUAAAGGUAUGAUAAUGUAAACACUGAAUAUUG
This is a messenger RNA of Podarcis lilfordi (Lilford's wall lizard), 26737 nucleotides long. NCBI's taxonomy places the organism in Eukaryota, Metazoa, Chordata, Lepidosauria, Squamata, Lacertidae. The record is from the annotation of a GenBank genome assembly.